Molecule: messenger RNA, 2305 nt
Organism: Cynara cardunculus var. scolymus (artichoke)
Lineage: Eukaryota; Viridiplantae; Streptophyta; Magnoliopsida; Asterales; Asteraceae
Exons: 10
Coding region: 62-2098 (678 amino acids)
Source: RefSeq, a predicted model, not a curated record
GGUAAUGUAAGUAUAUCCACUUUGUAUAUUCAAACUCGAAUAACCGAAUCAAAAUCAACAAAUGGAGACGACGAGGAAUCUCUCUUCAAUUGCCGACGACGUUCUUCAGCGAUGUGCCUUGAGGUUAGAGACGCCUGUGAACGAAUUGAUCAAAGAAUUUGAGGGUGGAUGGAAGGGGGAGAAGGCAGAAUACCCGAGGAAAUUAGUGGAACACGUCUCCUCGAAAGCGCUCUAUGAAAUAUGCAAGGACGUCGAACAAGCAAUUAGGGAAGGAACCUUCAGUAAGUUGACCUUCGAUAUGAUGCUCGCUUGGGAGACACCUACCACCGCCGAUGAAGAAUCUCGUACGGAAUGUGUGGCCAAGGAGAAAGAAGAGAGGAAGAAACCAGCAAAUGAAAAGCCGCCUAACAAACACGAUGAAGUUCCUCUGUUCUAUUCAGACAUCAUGCCACUUCUUGUUAAUGAUAAGCCGAGUGUCGGAGAACGCGCAUUCGUGUGGUUGGGAUUAUUAGUGCCUUUGGUGGCUGAUUACAUUAAUGGGAGGUUUACUUUUGAGACCCUAACAGCAUCUACAGAUAACCGUCUUCACUUUCCUGCUUACAACAAAUUCCUUCAAGAAAUUGACAAAUGUGUAAAACAUUUGCAAAAGCAAGCAACACCUAGGAACGUGGAGAUGGCAGAUGAUGAGUUCAUUCUGCAUGUUGAGGGAACUGCAAGUUCACAGAGAGUAAUACGCCAUAUCGGGAAACAAAGUUGGCCUGGUAGGCUGACGUUAACCAAUUAUGCACUCUACUUUGAGGCCUCGGGAUCAAUGUCAUAUGAAAAUGCAUUCAAGCUUGACCUGUCAAAGGACAUCGAUCAGUCAAUAAAACCAGCAGCCACAGGCCCCUUCGGUGCUCCUCUUUUCGACAAAGCCAUUAUUUAUGAGUCCGCUGAGCUGGAAGAGGGCUUCCACAUUGAGUUCCCAGAACUGACUAGCUCCACGAGACGUGACCAUUGGCUUGCUCUUGUGAAGGAGAUUAUGCUAUUACAUAAGUUCUUAGCGAAGUUCAAGGUGGAAUCUCCUCUACAAGCAUGGGAGAUACAUGCAAGGACCAUAUUAGGGAUAAUAAGGCUCCAUGCAGCCCGAGAAAUGCUCAGGAUAUCUCCACCUCAUCCGAAAAGUUUCCUAAUUUUUGCCUUGUUUGACGAGUUGCCUACAGGAAACAAUGUGCUAGACGAACUUGCUGAGAGCUUAAAAUCAGUGAAAAGUGGACACCCUUGCAGUGGUAGCUCGAUAUUACGGAACUUGAAUGUCUCGCAGGGUUGUAUCCCUUGUGCAGAGUCAGAAGUAGGAACUGAACAAUCUGAAAAUGCAAGUAAUCAACCUGCAAAUCUAUCGUCCUUGGAGACAGCUGUUGAACAAGUUAGAGAGGAAGCAAAAGAAAUCAAUACUGCCAAAGCUACUGCGGAUGAGCUGAAAGAGGAUGGGAUUGGUGAUAGUGCUCUUGUAUUGAUGGAGCUCGUUGAGCCAUUAAAAAGUGCAUUGCCAUGGUUUCAAGAGGUUAUCAAGUGGGAAAGACCUGCAACCACCAUUAUAGUGAUUGGCUUUUCGCUACUGGUUGUCUACAAAGAGUGGGUUGGCCAGGCCAUAGCAGCAUUCUUAAUGUGUAUGGCUUCAAAACUGAUUUGGGCAAGACAAAAGAAAGUAGGCAAGCGAACCAAGUUUGUUGUUUGCACUUCUUCGGAUCAGACAAUGAUGGAUAGUAUAGUGGCAGCACAACAUGGAAUUAACACUGUAUACAACAUUCUGCAGCUGCUCAACAUUUCACUACUAAAAAUAUGGUCAAUAUGGCUUGCCAAUGCACCCAGGCACACAGACGCGGUGAUCACUGCCAUGAUUUUAAGUGCAGUCGUAUUAGCAGUCAUCCCUCUGAAAUAUAUGAUCAUGGGAGUCGUGUUAUCGACGUUUGCAAUGACGUUGAUAUCGGGAGACAGCAAGGACAAGAAAAAUAAGAUGGGGAACCGGCGAUUGGAAGGAUGGUGGGACUCUAUCCCAGUUAUCCCGGUUGAAGUUGUCCAAAUGCCGAAAGACGAUUCAGGCCAGAAAAAUGAGUAAUAUUCUUCUCUUCUACUUUUUCAUAAUAAGUUGGAGUUAUAUUAGUAGACAUAGGAGAAACUCUUGACAAAAUCUUAUAGGCAUUUUUGGCAUAAAUUUGUUUGAAAGUUAGCUUUUUGUGUUGACCAUGUGGAUAAUUGAUGUGUGUCGAAUUUCCCAUGUAUUUUAUGAUCGAAUCCUCUACAAAAUACCCGUUUUUGUGGCUAA